Messenger RNA from Exophiala dermatitidis NIH/UT8656, 1791 nucleotides. RefSeq names its product aspartyl-tRNA(Asn)/glutamyl-tRNA (Gln) amidotransferase subunit B. Gene Ontology annotation, molecular function: glutaminyl-tRNA synthase (glutamine-hydrolyzing) activity. NCBI's taxonomy places the organism in Eukaryota, Fungi, Ascomycota, Eurotiomycetes, Chaetothyriales, Herpotrichiellaceae. The transcript is spliced from 2 exons. The coding region runs from base 1 to 1791 and encodes 596 amino acids. The record is from RefSeq and is a predicted model, not a curated record. Gene Ontology annotation, biological process: glutaminyl-tRNAGln biosynthesis via transamidation; mitochondrial translation.
AUGCAGCAAAGAUGGAUGAGUCGGACUCUCCAUCACUGUUCGCGUUGGCGCGGCGCAACGUGGAGUCGCCGUGAUGGCUCGAUUCUACAGUCGCAACGAUUGUUCAGGCCGUGGGCAAGACAAUUCCACUAUAGCAACCUGCUAUGGAAGGACGACAAUGCUCCACUCCGCAAGGAGUUGAAAGAUGCUGCAAAGGCCGCGCGAAAGGCUUCAGUGACUCUCCCACAUGAAAGCCCCGACAUUCUCCCAGUUUGGGAGCUAACGGUCGGCAUUGAAAUCCACGCUCAGCUCAAUGCAGCACGAAAGCUCUUUUCAUCCGCCGACACCUAUCCGACCACAGUGCCCAACAGCAGCAUAUCUGCAUUCGAUAUAGCCUUGCCUGGCAGUCUGCCCGUUUUCCAGCCGGCGGUCAUCUUGCCUGCUCUUCGCGCAGCGGUCGCCUUGCAAUGCACAGUACAGACAAGGAGCACGUUUGAUCGCAAACAUUAUUUCUACCAUGAUCAGCCUGCCGGGUACCAGAUCACACAAUACUACAAUCCUUUCGCUGUCCGCGGCCACGUGCUCCUCACAGAAGAGGACGGGCUCGAGCCAGGCCGGCAAGUCGAGGUCAACAUCAAACAAGUCCAACUGGAGCAGGACACGGCCAGAAGCCAGGAAGAAGACGGCACGACAACACUGAUCGAUUUCAACCGCUGCGGGCAAGCUUUGAUUGAGAUAAUCUCCCUUCCGGACAUACACUCUCCGCGAGAAGCCGCAGCGUACGUCCGCAAAGUACAGUCGAUGCUGUAUGCCGUCGAUGCCGUCACCACGGGGAUGGAACAAGGGGGGCUCCGCGCCGACGUCAAUGUCUCGGUGCGCCGUCGAGGCGCAUCCAAUGCUGGGGGAUUGUCCUACGCCGGGGUGACCGGAUUAGGGCAGCGCACGGAGAUCAAGAACCUCAGCACGUUCAAGGGCAUUGAGGAUGCGAUCAAGGCCGAGCGAGAUCGACAAAUCAAAAUCCUGGAAAGCGGCGGAGUUGUCGAGGGAGAAACCCGCGGAUGGUCCAUGACCAAACCCACCGAGACACGCCGGCUGCGCGGCAAAGAAGGCGAAAUCGACUACAGAUACAUGCCAGACGCAGAUAUCCCACCACUGUACAUCGGGGCCGAUCUGAUCCGCUAUAUCCGCAACACUCUGCCGCCGUUGCCCACGGAUCUUGUGAGAAUGUUAGUCGACGACUAUGGUCUUUCGGACGUUGACGCCAAAACGCUAGUGACACUCGACGACGGCGACCGCCUGACCUACUUCCAGGAAGUCGUCGCAGAGCUGGCCUGGAUAGACGUUCAAGGGACGCCGCAAGUCGAACUCGGGUCCAUGGCGGCGAACUGGGUCUUGCAUGAGCUCGGGUCGCUCUUCUCGACCCACGAAAGGCAGUGGUCCAGCAAGGCCGUCCCGUUCGACGUUAUGGCCGAAAUCAUCCAUCGACUGCGCGAGAAACAAAUCACCGGCGCAUCGGCGAAACAGAUCUUAAAGCUCGUCUUCAACGGCGACAAGCGGCCCGUGUCACAGAUCAUCAGGCAGGAGGACCUUGCAUUUUCCGAAAUGUCUCAGGAUGAAUACCGCGCCAUUGCAAGCGAGGUCGUCAACAAAUUCCCCCAGCAUGUCAAAGAUAUCGUCGAAAAGGGCAAGAUGGGAAAGCUGCAGUUCCUCAUGGGUCAGAUGAUGAGGCAUCCCCGUCGUGGCGAUAUGCGAGCCCCAGAGGUCGAGAAGGCACUGCGGCAUGUCAUGUCCUUGGAGGAGGGCAAAAAGUGA